This is a messenger RNA of Macadamia integrifolia, 709 nucleotides long. RefSeq lists its product as uncharacterized. The transcript has 4 exons. The coding region runs from base 1 to 429 and encodes 142 amino acids. Lineage: Eukaryota; Viridiplantae; Streptophyta; Magnoliopsida; Proteales; Proteaceae. The record is from RefSeq and is a predicted model, not a curated record.
AUGACAGAACUAGUGAACCGGGUUAAACCUAAUAUAGUGCUAACGCGACACGAUGUAGCUGUAUGCAGUACUCUGCAGCCCUUGGUGCAACACUUGCAAGAGAGAGAGAGAGAGAGAGAGAGAGAGGAGAGUGCUGUCAGGGGUUCAAAAGAAGAAGGAAAUGAAGCCCUGCGACAUGAAGCAGAGAAAGAAGAAGAGGCUGUUGAAGAAGGUGGUGGAUUAUCUCAGAUUAGAUUCUUACAUGUAUGCUCCCAUAAUCGCUGCUCCUUCUGCAGGCACGCCCCUUGUUCAAUGACUGCCGGAAGUUUUCAAAACUGGCAGACCCUCGGUUACAAGUUCAAUGCCCAAUGCAAUAUUUAUACUUCAUUUCCAAGUAUUUGUUUGUUAGUUUUCCAGACUAUGUUUUUGUUCGGAAGGUUAUCCAACUGAAGAGCUAGAGCCGAGACUCACUAUGGAGUUUUCAGCUGAGGGCUUGUGGUUUCUUGAAGAUCUUAGGCAUAGGGCCGAGUACUCGUGCGAGAGUUGUGUUGUGGGAUAGCAACAUUGAUACCAUACCAGGAUUCUUUUUUAAUAUACUUAAAAUAUUACCCCUUUUGUACUCUAGAUAUUUAAAUUGUAUUUCUUGUGUAUAUAUCAUGCCUACGGGCCCAAAUGUAAAGUUAUCAUGUAAUAUAAUUUGGGUAUCAAGAGUAUUAGGAUAUUUACAGGU